This is a messenger RNA of Naegleria lovaniensis, 1419 nucleotides long. RefSeq lists its product as uncharacterized. The record is from RefSeq and is a predicted model, not a curated record. The coding region runs from base 1 to 1419 and encodes 472 amino acids. The transcript is spliced from 2 exons. NCBI's taxonomy places the organism in Eukaryota, Heterolobosea, Eutetramitea, Acrasida, Naegleriidae.
AUGGUACAACAACUAUUUCCUCGAUAUCCGUAUAGCCGGAAAAGAUUCUUUCCAUCCAUCAUUGCAAUGAUGAUAGGCUUGACAUUUGUACAUUACAUAAUCUUCUUUACUCUUUCCUCCAAUCAUCAUGGAGCACUUGCCAUUCCCAUUCUCAAAAUUCCGCAACAAUUAUCAUCAUCAUCACUUCUUGAAUCCAAAGUUUCCUACAUGACCUCGAGUCAGGAACAAUUAAAAUCAAUAACCACCCGAUUAAUGAUGCAAGAGGCCAAGCUGAUGGGUAAAUCAAGUAGUACUUCUUCUUCAUCGUUAGAUAUGACGGAUGGAUUGAACUUUUUCACGGAAAGUGAAUCUCAAUUUCAUAAAACAGAAACUGCUCUCAUUGAAAGAAAGGACAAUUAUGUAAAAACAUAUUCUAUUGCUCGAUCUGCAAAACCAAUGAAUUGGAAAGAACUUUUUCAACUCGUUAAAAACAAUAGGAAGAAUGAUGAAGUAUCUUCACCUUUCAUUUCCAAAACACAUCAUCCUCAUUCGUACGGAUCAUCAUCGGAACCACAACCUCCAGAUCACAGAAGAAAUUGGGUUCCAACGUUUAUUGGCAGUGUUAAUCCUUCUGGAAAUGGCUUAAAUUGGAGUGAUGCUCCCUGUUUUAAAAACACCUCUGCUCGAAUUACAAACAUUGAUCAUGAGAGUCACUCGGUCACUAUUGAAUUUGAUAGCUAUGGCCCAGCGUCUAUGUUUUGCUAUGAUUGGUAUUUCAUCACUACUCGGGAAAAUUAUUUUGUGAAAGUUUUGUUUAUGCAAGGAAAGCAUCAAGUUGUGUUAAAAAAUUUAAACGCAGAAAUAGGAGAAUGGCAAGAUGUGUUACAGAAUGGAUUGAGACUUUUUGAGUUUAAAGAUCAAAUUUUCCAAACCAUCAUUGAUGCCUUUAAUGCUGGUAAAAUAUUAGCAGGAAUGUAUUUUGAAGAAGACAAGAUUAGUUUUUUGAAACGUGACAUGGGUUUUGAGUUCAAUGAAAGACCUGUGAAACAAAUUUGGUUGGAUGACUCAGAUUUGGAAAGUGGAGAUCUUGUAGCUCAGUUACAAAUGAGUGGAUUGGAUUGUCUGUUAAUGUAUGGAACUGGUGCAAGAAUUGGUCAUAUUGCAUCCAUUCUCAAAAUUGAUGGAGUUAAAUAUGUUGUGGAAUCCACUGAAGAAGGAAUUCGUAAAACAAAAUGGGCUGAAUGGUAUUUAUCGAAUAAGGAUGAUUCCACCAUUAUCAUUGCCCGGCUUGCUCCACAAUAUCGAAAAAUCUACAACGAGUCAGCAGCUGUUGCUCUAUUUAAAACUCUCGAUGGCAACGAAUAUGGAUUUAACAAUAUUGCCUACGCAUGGAUUGACACAGAAAAUGACAAUUACCAACUCCAUUAUCUGGUGAAAUGA